UGCGCUCCAGCUUGGAUCUGACAGCUUGAGCUGGAGUUGCUGAGAGGUUGCGAGGUUAUGCACAGUGGACUGAGUGGUGUGUGAGCAUCAUGGCUCUGGUUGAAACCUUUCUCUUCGGAGACCUUGAAAAUGGCACUGAAGGAUCUGGGAGUAUUGAUCUGGAGGAUCUCUGCGAUCUCCGGGUCAGCCAGGAUUUCCAAAAACAUUUCCUCCCUGCUGUGUAUGGGAUCAUCUUCAUUUUAGGAAUUGUGGGGAACGGACUGGUGGUACUGGUGAUGGGAUUUCAGAACAAGUCCAAAAACAUGACUGAUAAAUACAGGCUGCAUCUUUCAGUGGCUGAUCUGUUGUUCGUGCUGACGCUGCCGUUCUGGGCCGUGGAAGCUGUGAGCUCGUGGUACUUUGGGAAGUUUAUGUGCGUCGCUGUGAACAUGAUCUACACCGUGAACUUGUACAGCAGCGUCCUCAUCCUUGCCUUCAUCAGUCUGGACCGAUAUUUAGCCGUAGUGCGUGCUACAAACAGCAUGCCAAAGAGGAAGCUCCUGGCUGAGCGUGUGAUCUAUGUGGGGGUCUGGCUUCCAGCGAUGAUCUUGACCAUUCCUGAUCUGGUGUUCGCUCAAGUCGAACACACCGGUGACCGGGACCUCUGCGAUCGGUUCUACCCUGUUGAAAACAACAUGGUCUGGACGGUGGCUUUCCGCUUCCAGCGCAUCUUUGUGGGGUUCAUGCUGCCUGGUUUAGUCAUCCUGAUCUGCUACUGUAUCAUCAUCUCCAGGCUCUCAAAAGGCUCCAAGGGUCAGUUGCUAAAGAGGAAGGCGCUGAAGACCACCAUCAUCUUGGUGCUGUGCUUCUUCGUGUGCUGGCUGCCCUACUGCAUUGGCAUCCUGGUGGACACGUUGGUCAUGCUUGAGGUGAUUUCUGCCGGAUGCUCCCUGGAGCGAGGUUUGGAGAAGUGGCUGCUCGUCACCGAGGCGCUCGCCUACUUCCACUGCUGCCUCAACCCCAUCCUCUACGCCUUCCUGGGGGUCCGCUUCAACAAAUCAGCACGGAGCGCCCUGAGCAUCAGCAGCAAGUCCAGCCAGAAGUUCCUCACCAAGAAACGAGGGCACGUGUCUUCAGUAUCCACCGAGUCGGAGUCCUCGAGCGUCCUCUCUAGUUAGCAUGCUGUAACUCGGUGUUUUGUUUUUCUUCAGACUGUUCGGAAAGGUUUUAAAGUGUCCUUGAGUGACACUUGUGUCCAAAACCAAAGACUUUUGUAUAUAUAUUUUUUUGAAGUUGAUAACUACAUACAUUUGUUGGACAAAAUGUACACAAUGUACCUUUUUUUUUUUUAAAAUAUUUCUCUGCAAAAAAAAACCAUUAUGCUUGCUGAGUUUCAGUGAGUAAAUCUGAUAUUUUAUUCAACCUUUUUUGGAACUUGGCUUCAUCUCUAAGUGUUUUUGGACUUUGAGGUGUAUUUAGACAUGUUCAUAUAACGUCAGGAAGGUUUGUUGAAUGAUGAUUAGAAAUUUUGAAGUGAAGUCAUUUCACUUGAUAGAUAAUUUUAAGUCUUUCAGAAGUGUAAAGAACCAACAAGCUGCAUUCAGGGUUUUUUUUUUUUUUUUUGCAGUGAAAUUUUUCUAAGUGUUAUGUAGCUUUAGAGUCCUCAUGUUUUAUCAUCUAAAACACAACCCUGUCUGUUUUUUCGUGUCCAUGAGGAUGAGGUUGUUUUUGUUUUUUUUGCUCAAUGUGAAAGUGGUGUAAAUACUGUAUGUUGUAUAUAGUUUUGUGUGUCUUUAUUUUUUUGCAGUUGAUCUAUUUAUUGAAGAGAAACAAACCCAGUCGCUUACAUUGAGAACUUUUUUUUUUUUUUUUUUUUUAGCUUUGUGGUGUUUUUGUGCCGUGUUGUUCAGAAUAAAAGGCUUGAUGUGUUUUGAA
Messenger RNA from Neoarius graeffei (lesser salmon catfish), 1914 nucleotides. RefSeq names its product chemokine (C-X-C motif), receptor 4b (gene cxcr4b). The record is from RefSeq and is a predicted model, not a curated record. Gene Ontology annotation, biological process: brain development; G protein-coupled receptor signaling pathway; chemotaxis. Gene Ontology annotation, molecular function: chemokine receptor activity. NCBI's taxonomy places the organism in Eukaryota, Metazoa, Chordata, Actinopteri, Siluriformes, Ariidae. The coding region runs from base 90 to 1157 and encodes 355 amino acids. Gene Ontology annotation, cellular component: membrane. The transcript is spliced from 2 exons.